GGGUCCGGGAGGGAGGCAGCCUGGCUGCGCUGGUGUCUGGAUCUGGGGCGCGGGGAUUUCGGCCCCGCCAUGGAUCUCUAGGGCGGGUGCGGCGGAGGAGCGGGGUCCGGGUCCGGGAUCGCGAGCGGAACGGCGGGAUGGGCUCGGGGGUCGGGUCCCGGGCGCUGCUGGGCGGCAGCCUCCUGGGCAUCGCGCUGCUGGCGCAGCUGGGAGCCGGAGCAGCCGUGCAGUGUCUGGAAGGCUCCAUGCCCUGUGAGAAUGGCGGCCAGUGCAUCCUCUACUCCAACGGGAAGGCAGCCUGCGUGUGCCAGCCCGGGCUGAUUGGCGAGCGUUGCCAGUUCCAGGACCCCUGCCACCAGUCGCCCUGUGCCAAUGGGGGCAUGUGUGAGAGCUCCCUCAAGGAUGGCACUGUGCAGUACCAGUGCACCUGUCCCAAAGGCUUCCGAGGUCAGGACUGCUCCCUGGGUGAUGCCUGCGCCAACAACCCCUGUGCCAAUGGGGCCCGCUGCACCAACUGGAACAGUCGCUACAACUGCACCUGCCCGCCAGGCUACCAGGGCCGCAACUGCCGCACGGACGUGGACGAGUGCCGGGCACCGGGUGUCUGCCGCCAUGGGGGCACCUGCUUCAACACGCCAGGCUCCUUCCGCUGCCAAUGCCCAGCUGGCUUCACGGGGCAGCUGUGCGAGAGCGUCUACACACCCUGUGCGCCCUCGCAGUGCCUCAAUGGGGGCACGUGUCGCCAGACCGGGGAGCUGAGCUACGAGUGUGCCUGUCUGCCGGGCUUUGAAGGGCAAAACUGUGAGAUCAACAUUGAUGACUGCCCAGGCCACAAGUGUCUGAAUGGAGGCACCUGUGUGGAUGGGGUCAACACCUACAACUGCCAGUGCCCGCCCGAAUGGACAGGCCAGUUCUGCACAGAGGAUGUAGAUGAGUGCCAGCUGCAGCCCAACGCCUGCCACAAUGGGGGCACUUGCUUCAACACCAAUGGCGGGCACACCUGCGUGUGCGUCAACGGCUGGACGGGCGAGAGCUGCAGUGAAAACAUUGAUGACUGUGCUACAGCCGUCUGCUUCAAUGGGGCCACCUGCCAUGACCGCGUGGCCUCCUUCUACUGCGCCUGCCCCAUGGGCAAGACAGGUCUCCUGUGCCACCUGGAUGAUGCCUGCGUCAGCAACCCCUGCCAUGAGGACGCCAUCUGUGACACCAACCCUGUGAACGGCCGGGCCAUCUGCACCUGCCCCCCAGGCUUCACUGGGGGAGCCUGUGACCAGGAUGUAGAUGAGUGCUCUAUUGGUGCCAACCCGUGUGAGCACUUUGGCCGCUGUGUGAACACUCAGGGCUCCUUCCAGUGCCAGUGCGGGCGCGGCUAUACUGGUCCCCGCUGUGAGACUGACAUCAACGAGUGCCUGUCCAUGCCCUGCCAGAACGACGCCACCUGCCUCGACCGCAUUGGGGAGUUCACCUGUAUCUGCAUGGCGGGGUUCAGCGGCACGUUCUGCGAGAUCAAUGUUGACGAGUGUGACAGCAACCCCUGUGUCAAUGGUGGGGUCUGCCGGGACGGCGUCAAUGGCUUCACCUGCACCUGCCCCUCUGGCUUCUCCGGUUCCAUGUGCCAAAUCGACAUUGACGAGUGCGCCAGCACGCCCUGCCAGAACGGUGCCAAGUGCAUGGAUCGGCCCAACGCCUAUGAGUGCCGCUGCACUGAGGGCUUCGAGGGCACGCUGUGCGAGAAGAACAUUGACGACUGCUCACCUGACCCCUGCCACCAUGGAACUUGCCUGGACGGCAUCGCCAGCUUCACCUGCUCCUGUGCCGCCGGCUACACCGGCUACCGCUGCGAGAACCAGCUCAAUGAGUGCCACAGCAGCCCCUGCCAGCACGGGGGCAAGUGCAUCGACCGCAUCAACAAGUACCAGUGCAACUGCCUGCCGGGCACUUCAGGUGUGAACUGCGAGGUGAACUUUGAUGACUGUGCCAGCAACCCCUGCGACUACGGCGUCUGCCGCGAUGGCAUCAAUCGCUACGACUGCAUCUGCAAGCCCGGCUUCACAGGGCCCCUGUGCAAUGUGGAAAUCGACGAGUGUGCCUCCAGCCCCUGCCAGAACGGCGGCACCUGCCUGGAUGGCAAGAAUGGCUUCACCUGCCUCUGCCCAGAGGGCUUCCACGACCCCCACUGCUACUCCGAGGUGGACGAGUGCAGCAGCAGCCCCUGCGUGCACGGAGCCUGCCGCGACGACAUCAACGGGUACAAAUGCGAGUGCGAGCCGGGCUGGGCCGGCACCAACUGCGACCUGAACAAGAACGAGUGUGAGUCCAACCCCUGCCAGUUCGGGGGCACAUGCACUGACUACGUCAACGGCUACCGCUGCAAGUGCAAGGAGGGCUUCCAGGGGACCUACUGCCAGACAAACAUCAAUGACUGCCUCUCCAGCCCCUGCCUCAACAAGGGCACCUGCAUCGACGCCAUCGCCAGUUACACCUGCCUCUGUGACCUGCCCUACACAGGCCGCAACUGCGAGAACGUGCUGACACCCUGCUCCCCUAACCCCUGUGAGAAUGGGGGGGUCUGCGACCACACCCCCGAUUACGAGGGCUUCACCUGCAGCUGCCCCCCAGGCUGGCAAGGUCAGAGGUGCCACAUGGAUGUGAACGAGUGUGACCGGACCCCCUGCCGGAACCGGGGCACCUGCACCAACCUGCACGGCGGGUACAGCUGCACCUGCCGGCCGGGGUACACAGGCACCAACUGUGAGACAGACAUUGACGACUGCUCCCCCAACCCCUGCCUGAAUGGUGGCUCGUGCCAGGACGGCAUCAGCUCCUUCUUGUGCACCUGCCUGCCGGGCUUCACGGGCCCGCGCUGUGCCAGCGAGACCAAUGAAUGCCUGAGCAGCCCCUGCCGCAACGGUGCCUCCUGCACUGACUACGUCAACAGCUUCACCUGCACCUGCGCCCCAGGCUGGGCCGGCCUGCACUGUGAGCACAACGUGCAGGAGUGCACCGACAGCUCCUGCUUCAAUGGCGGCACCUGCCUGGAUGGAGUGAACUCCUACACGUGCCGGUGCCGUGCCGGCUUCACGGGCACCCACUGCCAGCAUGAGAUCGAUGAGUGCCAGUCCCAGCCCUGCCUCAAUGGGGGCAUCUGCCUGGAUGGCGUGGAGUCUUACCGCUGCACCUGCCCCCAGGGCUACACAGGUGCCCAGUGCCAGACCCUGGUGGACUGGUGCAGGCGCUCGCCCUGCCAGAACGGGGGCCGCUGCGUGCAGACGGGCACGGCCCUGACCUGUGAGUGCCCGGGGGGCUGGACCGGCCGCUACUGUGACAUUCCCAACGUCUCCUGCGAGGUGGUGGCAGCUCAUCGAGGGGUCUCCAAGGAACAGGUGUGUCACUACCGGGGCCAGUGCGUCGAUGCUGGCAACACCCACUACUGCCUGUGCAAGGAAGGCUACACGGGCAGCUACUGUGAGAGCGAGGUCAACCCCUGCCAGCCCAACCCCUGCCAGCAUGGCGCCUCCUGCCACAGCUUCAUAGGCAGCUACGACUGUGAGUGCCCACCAGGGUUCGAGGGCAAGAACUGUGAGUACGACAUUGACGAGUGCCAGUCCCACCCCUGCCAGAACGGGGGCUCCUGCAUCGACCUCAUCGGGCGCUACAUCUGCUCCUGCCCACCGGGAACCCUAGGUGUCCUGUGCGAGAUUAACGAGGACGAUUGCGCUGCGAGCCCUGGCAGCCGGGCACCCAAGUGCCUGAACAACGGGACGUGUGUGGACCGGGUAGGUGGCUACCGCUGCAACUGCCCCCCGGGCUACACGGGCGAGCGCUGCGAGGGCGACAUCAACGAGUGCCUGGCCAAGCCCUGCCUGCCCCAACGCACGCUGGACUGUGUGCAGGGCGCCAACGACUUCCACUGCGUGUGCAAGCCGGGCUACACGGGCCGGCGCUGCCAGAACAUCGUGAACACAUGUGAGUCUCAGCCCUGCCAGAACGGUGGUCAGUGCAAGAUGACGGUGAACACGCCGCUGGGCUACACCUGCCGCUGCCCCCCGAACUAUUCCGGGCCCAACUGUGAGCGAAGCGUGCUGUCAUGUCGGGAGCUUGCCUGCUUCAACGGGGGCAGCUGCCAGCACACAGUGCUGGGUGCCCGCUGCUCCUGCCUGCCGGGCUUCACUGGCUCUGACUGCCGCCUGCGAGCCAACAGCAGCUGCACCAGUGCGCCCUGCCUCAGCGGGGGCACCUGCGUGGAAAUGUCCUGGCCUCCCCAUUUCCAGUGCCUCUGCCCCAGUGGCUUCUCCGGCCUGCACUGCGAGCAGAAGCUGCAGCAGCUCCUGGAGCUGCAGUGCCUGCAGGAGGAGUGCGCUGCCAAGGCUGGAGAUUCCUACUGCGACAAGGAGUGCAACAGCCCUGCCUGCAAGUGGGACGGGGGCGACUGCUCCCUGCUGGUGGGCGACCCCUGGCAGCAGUGUGAGGAGAGCCAGUGCUGGCAGUUGUUCAACAACAGCCAGUGCGACGAGGACUGCAACACGGCCGCGUGCCUCUACGACAACUUCGACUGCAAGAGCCACGACCGCAGCUGCAACCCUGUGUAUGAGAAGUACUGCUCGGACCACUUCGCUGACGGGCAGUGCGACCAGGGCUGCAACACUGAGGAGUGUGGCUGGGAUGGGCUGGACUGUGCCCGCGAAAUGCCGGAGCACCUGGCCAGCGGUGUGCUGGUCAUCACCGUGCUGCUGCCCCCCGACGAGCUGCGCAGGACCAGCACCACCUUCCUGCAGAAGCUGAGCGCCAUCCUGCACACCUCGUUGCGCUUCCGCCUCGACAGGGACGGCAACUACAUGAUCGAGCCCUUCUACCGGCCCAGCCGCCUCCGUCGCCGUGAGCUGGGCCGUGAGGUCAUUGGCUCCGUGGUCACUCUGGAGAUUGACAACCGUCUCUGCGUCCAGGCCUCAGACAAAUGCUUCCCUGAUGCGCGCAGUGCUGCUGACUACCUGGCUGCACUGGCCGCUGUCGAGCGCCUGGAGUUCCCCUACCCCAUCAAGGCUGUGCACAGUGACAAGCUGCAGCCGAAGCCCCCGGACUCCGUGCCCCUGGUGCCCCUGGUGGUGGUGGCAGCGGCCGUGAUCCUGCUGGUGAUCCUGGUGCUGGGGGUGCUGGUGGCACGGCGGAAGCGGGAGCACAGCACGCUCUGGUUCCCCGAGGGCUUCAGCCUGAAGAAGGAGAACAGCAACAAAAACCGUCGGGAGCCCGUGGGCCAGGACGCCUUGGGCAUGAAGAACAUCAGCAAAGGGGAAAGCCUGAUGGGGGAACACUCAGAUGACUGGAUGGAUGCAGAGUGCCCAGAGGCCAAGAGACUCAAGGUGGAGGAGCCGAGCGGGGACUCAGAAGACCCUGUGGACUGCCGCCAGUGGACACAGCAUCACUUGGUGGCAGCUGACAUCCGCAUGCCUCCAUCCAUGGCCCUGACACCACCCCAGGGCGAGUUCGACACCGACUGCAUGGAUGUCAAUGUCAGGGGGCCAGAUGGCUUCACUCCGCUCAUGCUGGCCUCGUUCUGCGGGGGCGGUGUGGAGACCGACCUGGCCGAGGAGGAUGAGGCUGACGACUCCUCAGCCAACAUCAUCUCGGACCUCAUCUGCCAGGGCGCCAACCUGAGCGCCCAGACGGACCGCACGGGUGAGACUGCGCUGCACUUGGCUGCCCGCUACGCCCGGGCUGACGCCGCCAAGCGCCUGCUGGAUGCCGGUGCUGACACCAAUGCCCAGGACAACACGGGCCGCACGCCACUGCACGCUGCGGUGACUGCCGACGCCCAGGGCGUCUUCCAGAUCCUGAUCCGGAACCGCUCCACGGACCUGGAUGCCCGCAUGGUGGAUGGCUCCACGGCACUAAUCCUGGCUGCCCGGCUGGCCGUGGAGGGAAUGGUGGAGGAGCUCAUUGCCUGCCACGCAGACGUCAACGCUGUGGAUGAGCUGGGUAAAUCUGCGCUGCACUGGGCCGCGGCCGUGAACAACGUGGAGGCCACGAUCGCGCUGCUGAAGAAUGGGGCCAACAAGGACAUGCAGGACAGCAAGGAGGAGACCCCGCUGUUCCUGGCCGCUCGGGAGGGCAGCUACGAGGCAGCCAAGAUCCUGCUGGAUCACUUUGCCAACCGGGAGAUCACAGACCACAUGGACCGGCUGCCGCGGGACAUCGCCCAGGAGCGGAUGCACCACGACAUUGUGCGCCUGCUGGAUGAGUACAACACGGUGCGCAGCCCGCAGGGAGCACUGCCCCCCGGCCACACCAUGUCCCCACUUAUGUGCCCUCCCAACAGCUUCCUGCCCAGCCUCAAGCCCACGCCACAGGGCAAGAAGAGCCGGCGGCCCAGCGCCAAGAACACGGCAGGGGCAGGCAGCAGCGCCAGCCUGGCCAAGGAGGCCAAGGGGCGUAGCAAGAAGCUGAGCUUGGAGUGCCAGGGCUCCCUGCUGGAGAGCUCAGUCACUCUGUCACCCGUCGACUCGCUGGACUCUCCCUAUGUGGCCAACCCCACCUCGCCUGUCCUGGCCUCUCCUGGCGUCUUCCACCCAGGCAGCUCCUCCAUGUCAGUGGGCUCCACGCCCAUGGUACAUGGCCUGAUGGACGGGCCCUUUGCCGUCAGCCUGGCGCGGCUCAGCGACCUGGGCGAGGUGGCAUCGGCCCAAAGCACCAUCCUCUCCAUGAACCGGGUCUCCAUGCCUUCGCUGCCACGCCAGCCCGGCUGCGUGGGGCUCAGCCUGGGCAUGGUGAGCCCGGUGGCGGUGCCCUUCGACUGGCACACCCGUGUCCCCACCUCCCAGUGCAACCCAGUCAUCGGGGUGGUGCAUCCGGCUGCCUCCCACCCCAACCUGCACCAGCCAGCCCAGCCCUUCCCACAGGGGCUGCUGCUGCCCAACCACCUGGCCAUGGUGCACAGCUCCCAGGUGCUGGCUGCCCCCAGCCCUGCCAAGGAGCAGACCCCGCCGGCAGCCACCCCUGGGCAGCCCAUGCCCCCACCGCCCCCUGCGGCACCCACCCUGGGCCACGCCAGCCAGCCUAUCUCGCCCAAGGAGGGGCAGGGGGGUGCACGCCCAGGCCCCCCACCGCCUCCCCAGUAUUACAAGGCACCCAGUGGGCAGGGGGCAGAAGAUUACCCCACACCCCCUUCGCAGCACAGCUACACCCCCAGCCAAGACGGCACCCCCAAGCACUACCUGCACCUCCGCAGCGAGCACCCCUACCUGACGCCCUCGCCUGAGUCCCCUGAGCAGUGGGCCAGCCCCUCACCUCACUCACUGUCCGACUGGUCCGAGUCCACCCCCAGCCCGGCUGUGCUGGGGCCCCCCCAGCCCCUCUCCCACCUGCCCGACCAGCCCACCAAGAUGCAGGUGUUUGCGUGAGGGCAGGGGGGAGGGGGCCAAGGCCCCAAGCCCCUCUCUCUGUCCCCCUGACCUCCUUCCUGGGGGAGCCCCUCACUCGCCCCCAGGCCCUGCCUCCUGGAGACACCCCCCCUUGUGUUUUUUAAUAAGAAAAAUGUCAAAUGUAAAAAGGAAAUGAUCCCUCUCUCUGUGGGUGGGGGCUGUGGGCUCCCCCACAACUGCCAUGGGGGGGGAGGGGGGUCUAGCUAUGCCCUGACUCCCCAUCUCCCUGGUGAGGGGUGUUGGUCUUUUUUAAAAAAAAAUCUUUGUAUAGAAAAAAAGUCAUUUAAACAAGCGCUUUAUUUUUACAAAAUAUUAUAUGUAAAGUGUCCAGUAGGUGUUGCUAAAGCACCAUAGGCAGGGGUGGGGCUGCAGCGGGGGAGGGUGAUCCCUGGCCUCCCCCGUCCCCCCACUGUUGCUCGGUGGGCAGCGUGCCCCCCACGUUGGGGAGGAGCCCGCUCACUGUAAUUGUGUACUGCAUAUGCGGCGCUAGCCUGUGGUUGCUGUCCAGGGCACAGCCCCCCCCCGCACUCCCCGCAAUGCGGGGUGCUGAGCCCC
Messenger RNA from Gopherus evgoodei (Goodes thornscrub tortoise), 7970 nucleotides. RefSeq names its product notch receptor 3 (gene NOTCH3). The coding region runs from base 138 to 7394 and encodes 2418 amino acids. The transcript has 34 exons. Gene Ontology annotation, cellular component: protein-containing complex; plasma membrane. Gene Ontology annotation, molecular function: signaling receptor activity; Notch binding; calcium ion binding. NCBI's taxonomy places the organism in Eukaryota, Metazoa, Chordata, Testudines, Testudinidae. The record is from RefSeq and is a predicted model, not a curated record. Gene Ontology annotation, biological process: Notch signaling pathway; cell differentiation; regulation of DNA-templated transcription.